Molecule: messenger RNA, 2265 nt
Organism: Closterium sp. Naga37s-1
Lineage: Eukaryota; Viridiplantae; Streptophyta; Zygnematophyceae; Desmidiales; Closteriaceae
Source: the annotation of a GenBank genome assembly
AUGGGUGCCAUGACGUCAUCGUUAGCGGCGAAAUUCGCGUUUUUCCCGCCAACUCCGCCUUCAUACGGGAUCGUGAAGGACCUGAGCACUGGAAAGCUGCGAUUCGACAGCAUCCCGCCGCAAGACCACGUGGACGUGCUGUUGAUCGAUACGCGGCGGAGACAGCAGGUGGCGGCCAUGUUCGUCCGCAAUCCCCGCGCGCGAUUGACGCUGCUGUACUCGCACGGCAAUGCGGCUGACCUGGGACAGAUGCACGACCUCUACGUCGAGCUCGCGCAUAUGCUGCGAGUUAAUCUCAUGGGGUACGACUACACGGGAUACGGCGCCUCAACCGGCAAGCCGUCGGAGGCGGACACGUACGCGGACGUGGAGGCGGUGAUGGCGUGUCUGCAGCAGCGGUACAGCAUCGGCGCGGACCAGGUCGUGCUGUACGGCCAGAGCGUCGGCAGCGGGCCCACCGUCGACCUCGCAUCGCGCACGCCGAACGUGCGCGGCGUGGUGCUGCACAGCCCCAUCGCGUCGGGUGUGCGCGUGCUGUACGAGGUCAAGCACACCUACUGGUUCGACAUCUUCCCGAACAUCGACAAGCUGCCCAAAGUGGAGUGCCCUGUCUUCGUCAUGCAUGGCACGUCGGACGAGGUGGUGGACGUGUCGCACGGGCAGAUGCUGGUGGACGCGUGCAAGCGGCCGUUUGAGCCGCUGUUCCUGGAGGGCGGGCACCACUGCGACCUCGAGUUCUUCCCCGAGUACUUGCGCUGCCUGCGCAAAUACAUCUCCUACCUCGUCCAGCACCCCCCCGCGCCCCAGCCCGACCUCCCCAGGAAGGCCAAGAGGCGCCCCGGCUGGGGAACCCCCAUAACAGCCAUCCGUUCCUUCAUGACCCCCAACCGCCACCGCCACCCCUCCGGUACCGCCUCUGCUCCUGCCACUCCCCUUGGCUCUUUCUCCGGCUCUCCCGCCUCCUCCUCCUCCUCCUCCUCCUCCCCCGCCUCUCUCCCCACCUCCAACGGCAACUCAGUCGAUUCCGCCUCGUCCUCUUCCUCUGCUGCGGCUACGCCCAACCGUAAAACCCGGUCUUGGAAGCUGAGGGCCAUGUCCCCGUCGUUCCGCUUCUCCCCUUCGACCUGGCGGGAUGCGAGGAGGAAGGGAUCGGAGGAUGGGCAAGCGGAGGGGGCGGAAGCACUAGGAGUGGCAGCAGUGGCACAAGGGAAAGCUCCUAGCAGUGCUGCCACAGGUUCAGGAUCAGGCUCUGCUGCUGCUCAUCCUGUGAAUGGCCUAGCAGCUGAAGGUGUUGGUGCUGCUGCGAAUGGAAAGGCCAUUGAAGAUUCAGCAGCAGUGGCGGUGACAGGAGUUGCUGGUAUGGGCGGGGAACCUUUCACCCGAAUCACAUGCCGGUUCAGCAGUGGCAGCGGGAUAGGGAAAAAUCCUAGUCCUGGCAGCAGGCCGAAAAAACAACCCUCCACCUCCUCCUCCCCAACUCCCUCCUCCCCUUCCUCCCCACAACAAGCUAAGGCUCUCCCACCCCCACUCGCCUCCUUCCCCUGGGCUCCCCUUCUCUCAUCUAUCCUCGCACGCUUCCACUCCCUGCUCUCCGUCUCCUUCUCCCUCCUCCUCCUGCCCUACCUCCUCUCCUCAUCCCUAGGAGAACUCGCCUUUGCUCUCAGGCAGCAGCAGGUGCUGCUGGCGGGGGCAACGGCGCUCACAGGUUGUCUGGGCUGCUAUUGGCUGAUGGAGCAAGCAGGGAAGGAGCUGGGCGGGCUGAUGAAGGGAGAAGGUGCUGUUGGCAAGGUUCUUGCACUUGUUGUCCAGCCAUUCCGCUUUAUCCACUCACUCUCAUCCUUCCUUUUGUUUCUCUUAACUGACGCACCCUGCUUCCAUGCAAAUCCCCACCUUUUUCUCCCCCCCCCCUUCUUUCCCACCUCAUCCCCCGCGCCUCCCCUCAUCGCCCCCCUUUCCGUGCUCCGCUUCUUCCCCUCCCUUCCUCUUUCCCCACGCCUCCCUUCCCCCGCCGUUCCCCGCGCCACUCCGCGCAGGCAGUUCGUGCAGCGCAACUACGCGGACCUGAAGCAGCAGAACCCGCACCUGCCCAUCCUCAUACGCGAGUGCAGCGGCGUGCAGCCGCGCAUCACCGCGCGCUAUGACUAUGGAGUGGAGCACAGCAUGGCACUGGAAGGCCUGUCUGAGGAGCAGAUAGAUGGCAAGCUCAAGGAGUUGCUGGACCUGGGCAAGAUGGCCGCAGCAGAUGCAGCAGCAGCCAAGCAGUAA